CAAAAGGUCGGCACGUUGAGGAAGAACUGGUUUUUACUCACCUACUUGGAGAAUCGGACCCGGUUUUUGCUAUAUAUGGGAUACACAAGUAUAAGAAACCCGAAUGGCCUGCCCUUUUUCAGUAUUGAACACUAGUCGACAGAAGCAGGAUAGAAAAUGAAGCCGUCCACCUAUUGUGUGGUUCAUUUGUUUGUCAUAGCCUUCGUUUUAUCUGGAAUCAGCGGUCUGCCACAAUCUCCCGUGAUAAACGAUGAUCUAAUCUCCGUUGGUGAAUCUGACUCUGUCGUCGAAAGACAGAUAAUUCCAAUGCUGUCCAAUAUGAGUCGAGGAUCAGCGUCAGCUGAUUCUAAUAUUGCGGAAGAAUAUUGGUCAUCGGGUCUCUCAGCCACGGCCAACGUCAAACGUUUCAAAGCGAUAAGAGCCGGCCUGCUAUUGAAUUUGAAUGAGAGCGUCCGAGACUUGACGAACUCUAUCAAGAAAAACGACUUUAAGGAAGCAGAAUAUUACCUGAGAAAGAUGAAUGACAAGUGGAACAGGAUUGAGAGCCUUCAAAAAACCAUUAUUCAAUUAAUUCCAGAUGAUGACCUCGAAAUGUUGGUAGAAGAAUCGAAAUUAUUCGAAGAUAAUCGCGAUGUUGUUGAUCGUCAACGUGAAAUCGCAACCAACCUCCUGCUAAAAACAGUUCGUUAAGAAUUUUCAGAGAUGUUUACCUACCACUUUUAAUUUAUAAUCACAUAAUUCAUUUUAUUGUUGAUAAAGAAACACAGAAGCAAAUACAUAUGUUACAUUACGCAGUUCUAAUAAACCGUUUUGUCACGAA
Daphnia carinata is the source of this 820-nucleotide messenger RNA. RefSeq lists its product as uncharacterized. NCBI's taxonomy places the organism in Eukaryota, Metazoa, Arthropoda, Branchiopoda, Diplostraca, Daphniidae. The record is from RefSeq and is a predicted model, not a curated record. The transcript is spliced from 2 exons. The coding region runs from base 157 to 690 and encodes 177 amino acids.